Penicillium riverlandense is the source of this 1518-nucleotide messenger RNA. RefSeq lists its product as uncharacterized. The transcript is spliced from 3 exons. The coding region runs from base 1 to 1518 and encodes 505 amino acids. Lineage: Eukaryota; Fungi; Ascomycota; Eurotiomycetes; Eurotiales; Aspergillaceae. The record is from RefSeq and is a predicted model, not a curated record.
AUGAACCAUUCACCUCCACGCAAGAUUCAUCGCUGGCACCUUGCUAUCGCCAAGCUUCAUCUCAAACGUGGGCAUCGUCGCCCCAGCUCGAAGGCAAGUGAGGACGUCCACAACAUAGCUUCCGAAGUGGGCGACGGUCCCAUGGAGGACCAGAGGGAUGGCUUCUAUCGUUACUCGGAGACUCUUCUCGAGGAAGAGGAAAAGGCGCUGGCUUUGGCCUUGCAGAAGACUCGCUCUUCCCAGCAGACACAAACCUCCAGCUCUGACGGCUACGUGAUGGCUCUCAGCCAACGCCCAUCUCGCCCAUACCGAGUCAGCUCUGACGAAUGGGUCAUUCCUUCGACUCCCUCGUCCUCGCCCCGUGUGCUGUCCCUGGACGACCUGAGUGACGUGCAGCUCUCAACUCACUUUGGCAACGUUCUGAACAUCUUGGUCAAGCUGUAUGCAAUGGCAAAGCUUCUGCAGGUGGUGUUCCUGAGCUACGGUGUGGAGCUGGACGUUUCCGAGAACAGCCUCAUGUUCUGGAUUGAUCGGACCGAGGCAGAGGUCCGUACCCAGUCACUGGCUCUCUUGAUCCAUACCACGGAGAACCUGUACUACUCCUUGUAUGCGCGGGUCGUGCUGGAGAUGGCCAACAUCGAGCUCUGCUCGUGCUUCAACAUCGACGUGCGUCCCCGACACAUUCGUCCGCAGUUCAUCUUACCCGAUGCCGAUCAUCUGUAUCGCAUUUUCUUGGUGUGCAAAGACGCCCUCGACGGCGAUGGCAUCUGCGAGGCCCUCCAGCAGGGUGUGGUCAUGCAGCAUCAGGAGGACUACAUCAAUCACGUCACCGCGAAGGAAGCUGCCAGGGGUUUUGCGACCGAUGACCUGCUGGGAUAUCGUCGCUAUGCGCUCAGCAUUGUCUCGGAGCGCUCGUCGGACUUUUGCAAGAAGUGGGAGUUCCUCACGCCGUUCUUCUGCGACACCCCUCCGGAGAUCAUCACGAUCCUGUCGGAGAAGUACCUUACGGCGAUCCCGAAGCGCAUGCCCGACGUGGACCGGUCGUACCAUGACCUGCCUUUCACCGACCCGAAGACCAUCGAUCCCGUGGUGUGGGAGAAGGAAGUCAUCCAAAACCACCGUCUGGCGACACUGGCCAAGCUCGAGGGCAAGUCGAUCGGGGACGAGCGCCUCGCCGACUCCCAGUUCAACUUGCUGCAUCUGGUACAGGAGCACAAAUGCAUUUGCUCAUCGGUCUGUUCGUGCGCGCACGAUUGCACCAUGGAUGUCGAGCGCCCGUGCCCCUGCGCAGAGCGGCAGCUGCGCAUGCUGCUGGCCAAGGGUCGCACGGGGCCCGGGUCUUCGAAUUUCAUCAAUCGCAUGAACGGCCUGGCGCGCAGCUGCUUCGAGGAACUAGCCAUGACCCGGCGGGACGCGACAGAUGAAGACAUGAUCAUGAAGCUGGGUGUGGUGUUGGAGAUGUUCGACCUGGAAGUCUACCAGGAGCGCACCGCUGCUGCCCUAUCGGCAAUUUUCUAA